UUCCUGUCGCUCUCGUGUCGAUUUUAGCUGAUGGGUUUCCGACCCGAAAAUCCAGGGACGACGGCGCAAUCCUGAUAGUGGACCUUCGGAUGUGGGCAUGCUAACGGCCAGCUGCGCUAGCCGUGCCCAUUGCCGCCAAUGGACGAUGCUAGCGACGGUAAAAGCGUGGCUCUGUCAUCGCUAGGCGAUGACGAUCAACUCGCAGGCCGGACUCGCUCCGGGAGCGCCAGCAGUGGACACAAACGCAGCUCCUCCGGCUCUUUACUUUCCAAGCUCUCCUUUCUGCGGAUGAUCCAGGCCACCCAGAACACCCCCGAGAGAAGCCAUUCGGGCCUCGACCGACCCGAUGGCGACGAUUUCGGCGCCAGCUUACGGGGCGGCAGCAGGGCCAUGUCGAGUGCCUUGCAACAUCGGCGAACGCGGAGACGGAGGGGCUCGCUGAGAAAGGCAGCCUUACUGAGCACGAGACUCGACUUUCGCGACAAAAAGACCAAUAGAGCCCCGGUCGACGUCUUACGUGCAGACGAACCCUCCGAGCAGCACCACCGACCACAGCACCCGCAUCUUUUCCCUCCGCAUACACCUCCGUCGCUCCCUUCAAACUCCACGACGCCAUUGCGACCGUUGGCCUCGCCCAUUUCCCCCGAGCACGAAAUCACUCCUCAUGAACCCUCGUACCGGGAGGCAACCAAUUCGGGAGAGAAUUCGGAAUGGAACAUGAUGAAUGCGCCCCAACGAUCCCUCUCCACCUCCUCCCCUUCCGCUCCGCGACACCAGCAGAAUCCCUCGAAAGACAGCCUAGGCGAGAUCACCACCGAUGAGGAGGAUAUCAUGUCGUUCCCCCGAGUCAAAAAUACCAACGCGGCCGUUGCUGCCGCCGCGGGGUUACAUCUUCCGGCUGCGUCACCGAGCUCGGAUUCAUACUAUGCGCUCCAGGCGGACCCGAAAUACCGGGCCAUGCACCGGGCGAAAUCGCCUCUCGCAACGCAUCCAGCGGACAUGACGACCAGCCAGGAGAUGGUGUGGGACUACUCGGAGACGGAGUGGUGGGGCUGGAUUAUCUUGAUCGUGACGUGGCUCGUUUUUGUGGUCGGGAUGGGAAGCUGCUUUAGCGUCUGGAGUUGGGCGUGGGAUGUAGGCGAGACUCCGUAUGCGCCUCCGGAGCUGGAGGAUGAUCCCACCCUGCCUAUCGUGGGGUAUUAUCCUGCUCUGAUCAUCCUAACGGCGGUCAUGUCCUGGGUGUGGGUGAUCAUUGCGUGGGUAGGGAUGAAGUAUUUCAAACAUGCGAAUAUAUCUGGGGAAGAUAUAUGAAUGUGGUGAUUUCAUCUGCCGAAAUGCUUUCUUUUUGCGUUUCAUUCCUAUGCACAUGCCUUUGGCUCCACUAUCCGAUAGAUGUAAUUUCUAAUGCAAAUCCACAGAAGCCCCCGUGAGAAGGCUAUAUUAAAUGAAAUAUCUCCAUAUUCCACCCAAAUCAGAAAGGGAAAGAAACGAUAUAACCCCAAGAUAACUCCAUAUUUCCCGACUCCGAUAUCAACCCGUACAUCUAACCGCUGCCCUAUAUGAUUCAGUUCGUAUAUCUC
Aspergillus steynii IBT 23096 is the source of this 1580-nucleotide messenger RNA. Its product is annotated as PIG-Y family protein. The transcript has a single exon. The record is from RefSeq and is a predicted model, not a curated record. The coding region runs from base 139 to 1311 and encodes 390 amino acids. NCBI's taxonomy places the organism in Eukaryota, Fungi, Ascomycota, Eurotiomycetes, Eurotiales, Aspergillaceae.